Messenger RNA from Lasiodiplodia theobromae, 1506 nucleotides. Its product is annotated as Mitochondrial matrix Mmp37. NCBI's taxonomy places the organism in Eukaryota, Fungi, Ascomycota, Dothideomycetes, Botryosphaeriales, Botryosphaeriaceae. Bases 1 to 1506 code for a protein of 501 amino acids. The transcript is spliced from 2 exons. Gene Ontology annotation, biological process: cardiolipin biosynthetic process; CDP-diacylglycerol biosynthetic process. The record is from RefSeq and is a predicted model, not a curated record. Gene Ontology annotation, cellular component: mitochondrion. Gene Ontology annotation, molecular function: phosphatidate cytidylyltransferase activity.
AUGGCUCUUCUCCGACAUCUUUCCUCCAAAGGCUUGCAGCCUGCCAUUGCAAGUCGCGCCGCGCCUUUCCAACGCUCUUUAUUAUCGUGUCUUCGUCCACGCUGUCGCGCCUUCCAUGCCUCGUUUGCGAACUCGUCAAAGGCUUCGACCCCUUCCAACUCAUCAACCCCGCCCUCGGAAACCAAGCCGGACCUCUCGAAAUCCCCAUCGCCAGCUCCCUCGUCUUCCGUGAAUUCAUCGCUGCCCGACGGCUGGGAGGAUGAGCCGAACUUCAACAUCAAGACGUUUGCCGAGUUGCCAACGGGGCGCGACUUUGGCCUGAACCAGCACAUGGUUGAUAUGAACCGCGACUUCACCGAGGCAUUGAGGCAAAUAAUAUGGCAAUUUCGCGCCCCGAUUCGCUACGCCUUUGCUUAUGGCUCCGGCGUAUUUCCUCAGAGCAGUGCUACCAGCUCCACCUCGCUCUCUCCGCACCCGAAUCCUCCCGAAGCAAUCAAGAAAUGGCAGAGCGGCGGCGAGAAGGUCAUCGACUUCAUUUUUGGCGUCACCUACACCCAGCACUGGCAUUCUCUGAAUCUGGCCCAGCACAGGGACCAUUACUCUUUUCUUGGCUCAGCUGGGUCUUGGGCGGUGUCUCAAGUCCAGGAUAGGUUUGGGGCGGGCGUCUAUUUUGCGCCGUACAUCACCGUGAACGGCACGCUCAUCAAAUAUGGCGUCGUCAACCUGGACACUCUGCAGCGCGACCUUAGCGAGUGGAACACACUCUACCUCGCUGGAAGACUGCAGAAGCCAGUCAAGAUACUUCGCGACGACGCGCGCAUCCGGCUUGCCAACCAAGUGAACCUGAUAUCAGCGGUGCGCACUGCGCUCCUUAUGCUGCCCGAAAAGUUCACCGAAACCCAACUGUUCAACGCCAUUGCCGGGCUCAGCUACAUGGGAGAUCCGCGCAUGUCAUUCAACUCGGAAAACCCUCACAAAGUCUCCAACAUCGUUAGGCACCAAUUACGACACUUCCGGCGUCUGUAUAACCCUCUUAUUGAGACGCUUCCCAAUGCUACCCAUACAGACGCUCGUGUCAAGACGCCGGGAUGGGAGCUUGACGUUCCACCAGGCGUCGACAUUACCAUGGAGCAAGACAUGGAUCCAGUAAAACGCGGAAACAUGGUGCGCCGCCUGCCGAAAUCGUUCCGCGAGAAAAUUUACUUUGCAUACCAGCGUCAAUACGGAAUCUCGGGCGCAGAAUUCAAGAAAAUGCUCCAACAGCGUGCGGAGGAAGAUGCAACUAGCUACAUGCGGCGUCAAGGAGGUGAUUUUGAUCGCCGCAUCGCUGGUGAGAAGGACUUGAAGGACAAGGUUGCUCAAUCUGUCAGGGAUACAGUAAAGUGGCCGAGCACAGUCCAGAGCUUGAAGGGCUUGGUUACUGCCGGCCCAGCAAGAUCGUGGAGAUAUAUGAGUGAGAAGUGGGCGAAAGGCAAGCAAGGCAGCAAGGAAGGCGAGAGCGAGUGA